GCUUAAACUCUAGCCACGUCCCUACGGCUCGCGGCUCCAUGCCACCGACGCAGAGCUUUGCAUCUUCAUUGUCUCCUGGCGUUGGUUUGGGAAACGGACUCCGGCGUUGUGUGGCAUGGCUGACAGGGAGCCCACUUGUUCUGGAGACACCCCUUUACCUGGCAUGUGGCAGAUAUCAACAGCGUCUUGCUAACCUCACCGUGGAGCUUCCUCCUUUGACUAAACUCCCGUCCCUCUGGGACGGAACAACCCGCUCGAGCAUCGAGCCCAACCUGAGGCGCCCAGAAUUACAGAGGGUGUUAAGAAGAUCCGCUGCAGCCCUGAACGACCAACUCGCUUUCUUUGGCCAUCACAAGAUGGAAUAACAGUCCAAACACCCGCCUGCCUCUUCCUCUCCCUCUGCUGAGCGGCCUGUCGGGCCCCUGAGGGCCCGCAGGCAGCAGGUGUGAUGGCAGGCGACAGGCACUCGCUGUGGCACCUGAUGUCCCCGUUCCGCACCCGGCAGGAGCGGGUGCUGCUGACCCGCAGCGAGAGCCUGCCGGGGGAGCAGGUGCUGAAGAUCACCGUCACAGAGACCACCGUGAUCGAGACCGAGUCCGGCGUGUGGAACUGGCGCUCCCUCUCAUAUCUGGGCCUCUGGUUCUUCUUCAGCUUCUGCACUCUGUUCCUGAACAAGUACAUCCUUUCCCUGCUGCAGGGGGAGCCCAGCAUGCUGGGUGCUGUUCAGAUGCUCUCCACCACCAUCAUAGGCUGCUUGAAGAUGUUCAUCCCGUGCUGCUUGUACCAGCACAAGUCCAGAUCCGAGUACCCGCCCAACUUUGUCAUGAUCAUGCUGUUUGUCGGACUCAUGAGGUUCACCACGGUGGUGCUGGGCCUGGUGAGCCUGAAGAACGUCGCAGUGUCGUUCGCUGAGACGGUGAAGAGCUCAGCUCCUAUUUUCACUGUCAUCAUGUCCCGGCUGAUCCUCGGGGAGUACACAGGGCUGUGGGUGAACCUGUCCCUGUUUCCCGUCAUGGCAGGACUGGCCCUCUGCACAGCCACAGAGAUCAGCUUCAACAUGCUGGGCUUCUCGGCCGCCCUGUCCACAAACAUCAUGGACUGCCUGCAGAACGUUUUCUCCAAGAAACUACUAAGUGGAGACAGAUACAGAUUCAGUCCUCCAGAACUGCAGUUCUACACCAGCACGGCGGCCAUCAUCAUGCUCAUCCCAGCCUGGGCCUUCCUGCUGGACUUCCCUGUGGUGGGGAGCAGCGGGCAGAGCUUCAUCUUCAGUCAGGACAUCAUGCUGCUGCUGCUUUUUGAUGGAUGUCUGUUCCACCUGCAGAGCGUCACAGCCUACGCCCUCAUGGGAAGGAUUUCCCCGGUUACUUUCAGUGUUGCCAGUACCGUGAAGCACGCCAUGUCGGUUUGGCUGAGCAUCAUCGUGUUCAGCAACCAGAUCACAAUGCUCAGCGCCGCCGGCACCGUCUUCGUCUUCAUCGGGGUCUUCCUGUACAACAAGGCCAGACAGAUCCAGAGGAAGGCCUUGCAGGCGAUGGCGGCCGAGCAGAGCCAGAAACCACCGCUGCCCAGCCAGGACUUCCAGGCCUCUGCGUCUAAAUGAGAGGCCUCCACACAUUCCAGAUGCUCCCAGCAGCUCCCCGGUCGAUCCCUCAGGGGCCGAGCCGUGGAGCCCUCAGCUGUCUGUGGCCUUCACAAACAGUUUGUCUUAGUGCGUGACCCGUUUUCCACUGUAAGCCUCUUUUUGUUGUCUCGUGUUGGUCAGUACAACCGAAGCUCAGGGGGACUUUCUGCUUUCUAAAAGAAGCGAUAAACAUUUGUGUGUUGCGGCUGCUAAAUAUCAGGUAUCUGCAGAUAAACGGGGGGGGGGGGGGGUUGGUACCUGUGGUUAAAAUAGUUUGGCUUGUCCAGACCAAUCUUAGAGUGGCUGUUGGACAGGUCAGAGCCACGUUUUGCAUUCUAGGAAUGCCCAUGCUCGGACAGGUACGCGUAGGCGUUCGGUUCCGUCUGUGAAAUGACUUAACGUACUCUUAAUUCUGCCCCGUGCUGCCUCUCGUCUGUGUGCCCCGUCUGAAGGCCUUUAGACCGGACAGGUCAGUGCUAAUCACCAUCAGUCUUUUGUUUGUCCUGCUUGUGUGUGGAAGCACUUUAGUGAAGCUUCACAUGUUGCUGCUGUUUCCUGCCUGAAAAAGCAGCCUCGUCUUUUCUUACUGGCGUCCUGAGCACAGAGGUCCAUCCUAAGCAGCGACUGACCCGAAACAUGGUUUUUAUUUUUCUUUAGAACAUGUUGAUUCCAUGAGGAUAUAUCAUUUUUAUUUUUUCAAGGUUUCUUAAUGUGGAGCCUCUCAAACAGGUGUCGGCUGCAGUUUGAUUGUCACACCACACAAAGCUGUGGUUUUAUACUGACAGGAAGUGACACGCUGUAGGUUCAAACGCACACUUUGCCAAACUGUUUUUAACGUUUCUACAUGGAAAACUGUUAUGAACCGUAUGCUUGAUCAUGAAAAAAACAAGAAAAAUGUGUCAGGAUGUAAUGAUUAUGCAGAAAAUAAACUUCAGCAAGCUGUCCGGUUUGAGUGGUUCGUAAGGCUUAAGCAGAGAUAACUACCCACACACGAGAAAAUAGGAGGAUACAUAUGCCCUCUGAUAAGAUAACAAUAAGUACA
Messenger RNA from Menidia menidia (Atlantic silverside), 2666 nucleotides. Lineage: Eukaryota; Metazoa; Chordata; Actinopteri; Atheriniformes; Atherinopsidae. The record is from the annotation of a GenBank genome assembly.